Solanum verrucosum is the source of this 753-nucleotide messenger RNA. RefSeq lists its product as uncharacterized. The coding region runs from base 86 to 469 and encodes 127 amino acids. Lineage: Eukaryota; Viridiplantae; Streptophyta; Magnoliopsida; Solanales; Solanaceae. Gene Ontology annotation, molecular function: metal ion binding. The transcript is spliced from 3 exons. The record is from RefSeq and is a predicted model, not a curated record.
CAUUUCAAAUAUUCCUCUCUUUUACUCUCUCUGCCUACUCAUUUAUACUCCUAACCAAACUUUAAUUCCCCAUCAAACAAACAAAAUGAAGCAAAAAGUUGUUAUCAGACUAUCUUUAAAUGGAAUCAAUCAGAAAUAUCGAACCAAGGCCUUCAAGAUUGCUGUUUCUCAAUCAGGUGUGGAAUCAGCAGCUAUAACAGGGGACGGAAAGAACCAAUUGGAAGUUGUGGGAGAAGUAGAUGCUGCGACUCUAACGAGCUUAUUGAGGAAGAAUUUGGGUCAGGCGGACUUGGUGAGCGUUGGCCCGGCUGGUGGUGGCCCCGUAGCUGCAGCUCCAGCUCCAGCUGUAGCUGCAGCUGCGAUGGCUCAGUCGCAACCCGGCUCGUACUAUUAUGCCUAUCCGUCUUAUCAAUACCCAGUUUACCAAGUUACAGAUUCCUAUGGUGAACCCAAUUGUUCCAUUAUGUGAAUGCCAAUUUUCGAUUGCCUAUGGAAAACAGAGUGUAUAGUAUUGGAACAGAGGGAUUCAAUAUAAUUAACUGUAUUCACAGUCAAAUAUUUAUUAAUAUGUUAAUAGAUAGGGCUAUAGAGUUUGAGCGAAAGCUAUUUGGUUCACGUGAACUUGUAUGGUGUAUCAUUCAAGUUUUUGGUUCCUGUCCAGAGAGCUUAAUGGACUAUCUAGUAGAUGAAGAGUUUUGGUUUUUUUUUCCCCCAUCUUUUUGGGUCUUUGUAAAUGCCUUUCAAAUAUUAAAA